CUCUGUUCUUCUCAGUCAGACUCGCUGUGAAAAAGCUCUGGUGCUUCCUCACAGGAGCCACUUCCAACAGAUGGAGACCUUGUUGACCUUAGCUUUUGCACUAUGCGUUCUCUUGCCGCUUGGUCAUGGAGUGCCACCAGGCUUCCAGGUGCGUCUGGCAGGCGGGUCAGGAGCGCACGAGGGCCGUGUGGAGGUAUUUUAUAACGGUGCAUGGGGCUCGGUGUGCGACGACGAGGUGGAUAUCAACCUGGCUAAUGUGGUCUGCCGAGAACUCGGUUAUAGACAAGGUUUAACGUGGGCACACAGUGCCAAAUUUGGACAGGGUCAAGGUCCAAUUUGGUUGGACAAUGUGGCGUGCAAAGGCACAGAGUCAUCACUCGCUGACUGUCGCUCUAAUGGCUGGGGUGUAAAUGACUGCAGCCAUGCUGAAGACCUGGGGGUUGUGUGUAGCCAAGACGGCCCACGCCAGGGCCAUUUACCCCGCUACAGUGAAUCCACACAACCUUCAGUCCUUGAACCUCGCUCACCAGAGAGCACAUCUAGCAGACGAGGGCAUGAGAUUGCCUUGAACAGAAACCCAGCCCGUGGUUCUCCAGCCUCCUCACCACAACUGCAAGGCCAUCAGAUCCAAUUGCGCAGGAAUGGCUAUGAACAAGCAGCCUCACGAAGGCAAGAAAACUCUGUGCCACAAGGCCAUGAGCUGCCCAAUUACCUACGCAGUGGGGCAUCAUACAGACGCAAUCAGGACAGUCAAUCAAGACCAGUGGCCCAGUCAUCUGGCGCCGGGAGAGCCGGAAAUCCACAGUCAGGUCCAUUGACCAGGUCUGAACAGUCAGAUCCCUAUGUAGAAUAUGACAACAGAAUGAACACUGAUUUUACAAACACAGUGGAACAGAGUGUAGGAAGAGGCAGUUUGGAAGAGGUUCGACUCCGCCCAGUUUUGCCUGGGACUCGGGGUGCUGCUAUGGUAACGGAAGGGGUGCUUGAAGUGAAGCAUGCUGGGAGAUGGAGACAUGUGUGUAACCUUGGCUGGGAUCUGAGCAGCAGCAGGGUGGUGUGUGGGAUGCUGGGAUAUCCCAAAGCAGAGCAACAUGAUGAGCGCUUGUACAGGAAACAGUGGGAAUCCAAAAUUAUGGAUCCAGCCACACGGACCACUGUCAGCAAGAAGGGUUACUGGGUGGAGAAGGUGAAGUGCUCAGGAGCUGAGACCUCCUUGGCACAAUGUCAGACACAGCUGUCUUUUGCACGUAGUGAAGUGCCAUGUAAUGGUGGGAUGCAUGCUGUGGUGCGUUGUGUGCCUGGUCCGCAGUUCUCCCGCCUGUCCCCCUCUGGACAUCCUCAAGCUCCACAUUCCUCUCAGGCAGUACGCCUAAAAGCAGGCCCCAGGCUUGGAGAAGGACGUGUCGAGGUGCUGAAAGAGGGAAAAUGGGGGACGGUGUGCGAUCACCUUUGGGACCUGAAGGCUGCCAGCGUAGUGUGUAGGGAGCUGGGCUUCGGCACUGCCAAAGAGGCCCUGAGAGGUGCAUACUUGGGCCAAGGUACGGGUCCCAUCCAUAUGAACUCAGUGCAGUGUACUGGCCAGGAGAGCUCCAUAAAGCAGUGUAAGUAUCGGGAGGUUCCACUGUAUACCUGCAAACACAGCCAGGAUGUUUCUGUUCGCUGCAACGUUCCCAAAACUGGCCUGUCAGCUACGGUGCGUUUGGCAGGAGGGAGAGAUGCCUUCGAGGGCAAGGUGGAGGUUUUGAUCGAUGGGCGCUGGGGAACAGUUUGCAGUGAGAAUUGGGGCAUUAAUGAGGCCAUGGUGGUCUGCAGACAGCUUGGCAUGGGCUUUGCAUCCUCAGCUCACCAGGAGACUGCGUACUGGGUUGGUACCCCAGAUGCAGGGGACGUGAUUCUCAGCGGGACUCAUUGCAUUGGGACAGAGAUGUCAAUCCAGCAGUGUAGGAGAAACGGUCAUGUGUACUGUAAUCGAGGGGGUGGAAUCAGAGCGGCUGGUGUAACCUGUGCUGAAACUGCACCAGACUUGGUGUUGGACUCUCAGCUGGUCCAGGAGUCGGCAUACCUGGAGGAUCGUCCUCUUCACCUGCUCACCUGUGCCCAUGAGGAGCGCUGCCUCUCGUCCUCAGCCGCCCACAUGAACUGGCCCUACGGCCACCGGCGCUUACUUCGCUUCUCCUCACGGAUCAUGAACCUUGGACGUGCAGACUUCCGGCCACGAGCUGGACGUGAUUCCUGGGUCUGGCACCAGUGCCACAGACACUACCACAGCAUUGAGGUGUUCACACACUACGACCUCCUGACCAUGAAUGGCACAAAGAUCGCAGAGGGACACAAAGCCAGCUUCUGCCUGGAGGAUACAUUCUGCCCUGAGGGCCUGCACAAGCGAUAUGCCUGCUAUAACAUGGGGGAUCAGGGCAUUUCAGUGGGAUGCUGGGAUACGUAUCGCCAUGACAUUGACUGCCAGUGGAUCGAUGUGACUGAUGUCAGGCCUGGAGACUAUAUCUUACAGGUGGAGGUGAACCCCUCACUGGAUAUGGCCGAAUCUGACUUUGAGAAUAAUGUGAUGCGAUGCAGAUGCAGGUAUGAUGGUGGAAGAGUCUACUUGUACGGAUGUCAUACAGGUGGCGCGUACAGCGCAGAGGUUGAGGACCUGUUUGAACACCAGCGUCAGAUUUCGAACAACUUCCUCUAAUCAAUGUCAGAGGAACCAGAAAAGCAAAAACUCUCCUUCAUCAUCCUCUCACCCUGCCUUUGGACAGAGGGGAAGGAGAAGGAGAAGGCGGAUAAAGCAAACAGAUUAUAGGCUGUGGGGUUUCUAGAGAUUUAUUUAAGUUUUCUUGUCAGUCAGGUAAAGGUGCUGAAGUAGGACCAGGUCCAGUAUUUUGGGUAACUUUAAUCCCAGUUAUUUUCCCUCUCACUAACUAAUCCUGUUUAUAAUCUGGAUGGAGUAUGCUGUGGCAAUGAUGUAUGAAUGAACCAAUUCGAUCUAUUAAUAACAGUUCUGUUGUGAAUGAGUAAAGCUGGUUUUUAGAAUAUUAGAUUCAAUUAUUAUGCAAGUAGAAUAGAGUAAUAAGAUGGGGAUGUAGGAAGUACAGUAUGUGCAUGGACAUCUUUUGCCAUGACACGCCAUAUCUGACUAUCCCCAAGCAAACAGAAAGAAUAUGCAAGGAGAACUGGAACGUUCAGAUGUCCUCCCUUGCCAUCAUGUUAUUGUUGCUGUGGCAACAAGUGAAUCUUUUUAGUCUCUAAAAAUAUCACUUACUUUCUUUAGAUUCAAAGCGCUACUUGACCACUGGUCCACACCCUAAGAAAACAGCAAAAACAAAUAUCAACACCAGUAGAGCUAAUAAAUAAAUCCACUUUCUGCAUUUGUCACAGCUCAAAGCAUUUUGCUUUUGAACACUGAUUUUCAAAAAACAUGAUCACAAAAUUUCUUUGGUAUUCUUUCACAUGCAUUGCUUGCAUCCUCUAGAUAUUCCAUGGCCUGACCCUUUAAAGGUUUAAGUUCCUCAUAUUUAUUCCAACUUCAAUGUCAGUUCCAAAAAAAGUAAAAUUUCUUCUUUACAUAAUGAAACAACCCAUAAUUAGUACAGCCUAGUCUAGAAGCAGACAUCUCAUAGCAUUUUCUACCUUUAUUCACAGCUUUGCUUAGGCCAUUAGCUGGUAUUUAAAUCCUGAUCUUUUGACCCCUAAAUAAUAUAUCUGAACACACAACUGAUAGUUAUACGUUAAAAUGUUCCGGUCAUGUACUUGUGAUCUCACAGCCACCCAAUAACGUCUGUGCCCAGGUACAACCCUAUGGGACUUGUCAUAGUUUAUGCGUUUUAUAACACAUGGUGCUCGACUAGGGAAUGCGCAGAAUCAAAUCAUAUCCUCAUAGAUCCACGGCUGUGUCGGUGCUACGUUUGAUCAUUUGAUAAGUAUGUAUGUGCUUCAUCGCAGAUGUAUUGUCAUGUACAGAUUUAUUUGAAAUCAUGAUUUAUAUAUAUUAUGGUCUGUAAUUUAUGACCUUUUGAUACUUUUUUUUUUGUUAUUGAAAUUUUAUCUCAGUGAAAAACAGUGGGUCAGUGAAUUUUA
This is a messenger RNA of Clarias gariepinus (North African catfish), 4077 nucleotides long. Its product is annotated as lysyl oxidase homolog 4. The record is from RefSeq and is a predicted model, not a curated record. Gene Ontology annotation, molecular function: protein-lysine 6-oxidase activity; copper ion binding. NCBI's taxonomy places the organism in Eukaryota, Metazoa, Chordata, Actinopteri, Siluriformes, Clariidae. Gene Ontology annotation, biological process: peptidyl-lysine oxidation. Bases 71 to 2692 code for a protein of 873 amino acids. The transcript is spliced from 15 exons. Gene Ontology annotation, cellular component: membrane.